UAUGACAUUUGUAUUGCAGAAGCAUUGAGCUAAGCACAGUGAAUAGCCCGUGGACCCCGAGGGCAGCAACAUUAAAUAGACUCCUCAUUUUUUUUUUUUUUUUUAUCCUGACACGGACAUGGCAAAAGGGAAGCAAGGUGUGCUGAGGACCGACAAAAAGACCGAGAACACUGUUGAAAAUAAAGUCCCUUCUCGGGGGGAGACAAAGGAAAACAAACCGGCAACAAACAAGACUAGCGUAGGUGAAGUACAAACCAAUUUCCUGAGCGUACGGAGUCCAAGCAAACCCAGAUCCCCUCUGAGCGACAGCUCGAGCAUGCUGAUCCAGGAGGGAAAUGACUGUGGAGCCAGCCACCCCGACGUGCCCAAGUUAAAAAAAGAAGUGCCUAAUGAAAUAAAAUCGGAGAGUUGUGAGUCCAAAGAACAGAAGGCUGAAAUGGGUUGUAAGAGUCACGGGAUCAAAGAGCAAGCCACUGAACAACUUGAGAACAAAACGGCACACACAAAUGGCAGAUCUGCAGCCGAGGUCAAGGUGCUAGCCGCCAAACCUCGGAGUAAAACCGGUCGCAAACCAGCAGCAAAAAAGUCUGAAAAUCCAGCUCCUCAAAACAGGAAGGUCACAGACUAUUAUCCGAUCAGACGGAGUAACAGAAAAACGAAAUCAGAGAUAAAGAGUGAAGAACACAAACACCUUGAUUACCUGAUAAAGAAUGACAUUGAAGAAGGAUUGCAGAUCAAAAACAUAGAAGGAAAAGGAAGAGGGAUAUUUGCUGCCACGGGUUUCAACAAGGCCGAGUUUAUCGUGGAGUACCACGGAGACCUACUGGAGCUAGCCGAGGCUAAAAAGCGAGAGGCCAAGUACGCUCUGGAUCCCCAAAAAGGCUGUUACAUGUACUACUUCCAGUAUCAUACCAAAACCUACUGUGUGGACGGUACAGAGGAAACGGGCCGCCUGGGAAGACUCAUCAACCACAGUAAGAAUGGAAACUGCCAGACGAGGCUUCAUGCCAUCGAUGGAAGCCCUCAUCUGAUCCUGGUGGCGUCCAGAGAGAUCAAGGCAGAGGAGGAGCUGCUGUAUGACUACGGGGACCGGAGCAAAGCCUCAGUGUUGGCUCACCCAUGGCUCAAAUACUGAACCCUUCAACACGUGUGUUCAUAUUUCAGAUGACUUGGUGCUCUCUGCGGUCCUAUUGGGCUUUAUGUGACAGAUGCUUUGGAUCAGCAGGCCUCAAAAUGCUUUUAUAAAUAUACAAAAUGUUUUUGUUUUAAAUGAGGGCUAAUGAAUCAACAAGUGGAUUUUUGUCAGUGUUUUAUCAUGCUUUUAUUUUUGUUAUGUAUUUGUAGCAAACUGAUGCAAGCUUGAAGUGGAUUUCUCCUGACUACGUAGUGUUUUACACUAUCAAUGAGGUUUUCUUUAAGAAAUGAAUAUAUUUAACAAUUCAGUUUCACUUUUGUAAAUUGUUACCUGUGCUGUAAACGAAGGAAUAAAACCCUGUUAUUUGUAUUCCUGCUGUUGGUGGUAAAGAAGGCAUAUUCAUGAAAUACUGUGCUCUUUAAAAGACACCCUUUUCCACUUAUUUUGACCCGUAUCUGGUACUUGUCUGUGUGGAGAUGUGGGGGCAGUAGUUAGGUAGUAUGCACCAUAGACUGUUUGUGUAACCUAUAAGCUGUCAGGCUGCCCAAUAUUCAGUCAGUGAGGAUGAAGAAGUUGGUCGAUAUGUUGUGAGUGCACGUGAUGAAUUUCAACAAUGUUUCUUUUGUUUGCCAGUGCUGCACACUUUACUAAAUGAACAAUCUAUUUUGUUUUACUUUACAAUGAGACGCCCACAGCUUUAAAGAGAAAAAGUAUGACAACUUUUUAUAGUAUCUGGGUUUUGAAGACUUGAUUGAAUAAAAGUUUUGUUCAUC
This is a messenger RNA of Notothenia coriiceps (black rockcod), 1908 nucleotides long. RefSeq names its product lysine methyltransferase 5Ab (gene kmt5ab). Gene Ontology annotation, molecular function: protein binding; transcription regulator activity; histone H4K20 methyltransferase activity. Bases 119 to 1135 code for a protein of 338 amino acids. The transcript has 8 exons. Gene Ontology annotation, biological process: regulation of transcription by RNA polymerase II; regulation of DNA damage response, signal transduction by p53 class mediator. Gene Ontology annotation, cellular component: nucleus; polytene chromosome. Lineage: Eukaryota; Metazoa; Chordata; Actinopteri; Perciformes; Nototheniidae. The record is from RefSeq and is a predicted model, not a curated record.